AUGGCAGCAGAAGAGCCGACACCCGCAGUGGCCCUGCAUGGGAAGGGGGACAUCACCCACUUCGAAGACCAGGCAGUGACCGCCACGGACACCACGGAGAAAAAGGCCGAAGUGGAGAAGAGAUAUCUCUUGAAGAUCGAUGUUAUCGUGCUUGGAUAUGUGUCGGGAGCCUAUCUUUUGGCCUACAUGGAUCGAGGAAACAUCGGGAACGCCAACACUGCAGGGAUGUCCAAAGACUUGGGCCUCAGCGACAACCAGUACCAGUGGGUGUUGACCGCCCUGUACUUGGGGUACAUCCUGUUCGACUGGCAGACCAUCUUCUACAAAAUCUUUCCGGCUCGAUACUACGUCCCAACCGUCAUUUGCAUCUGGGGUAUCAUUGCGGGAUGCUGUGGAGCUGCCCAGAACUUCACCGGUCUGAUUAUACUGCGUGUCUUGCUGGGGAUCUUCGAGUCUUCGUACAGCCCCGGGCUCGCCUAUUUUUUCUCCUUCUUCUACUACCGAAGAGAGAUGGGUCGACGUCUGGGCUGGUACGUGUCCAUCGCUCCACUCGGUGCCUCUUUUGCUGGGGCCUUCGCAUAUUUCGUGACGAAAGGUCAUCAUUCAAUUGCCGGCUGGCGGGCUCUCUUCCUCGUUGAAGGACUGCCGGCGGUAGCUGUUGGUCUCUUCGGUUACUACUGGCUUCCCUCAAACAGUCAAGACUGCCAGUUCCUGAAUGAGAAAGAAAAGAAGAUCGCUUUGGCUCGAACAGUUCGCAUGACCGGAAACCAAGAGCGAAGCCGAAAGAUUCAUAUCAAAGCCUUUUUGAAAAGCUUGUUGGACCUCAAGAACUGGUUACCGACCCUCAUCUACUUCUCCUGCAACGUCGGCUACUCUUCGCUACCAAUCUAUAUACCGGCAAUUCUCACAGGCAUGGGCUUCACGUCUAUCCAUGCCCAAGGCCUUUCUGCGCCGCCAUAUCUGUUCGCCUGCUUGGUGGUACUGGCAAUUGGCCAUCUAUCGGAUCGAUUUCAGCGUCGAGGCUACUUCCUUGCCGGAUGCAUCUCAACCGGUGGUAUCGGAUAUAUCAUCCUCGUUAGCGUCAACAUAGUUGCCGUCAAAUACUUUGCACUGUUUCUGGUCGCUGGAGGAUUGUACCCGUGCAUUGGUCUGGUGCUUAGCUGGGUCGCGAACAAUAAUGGAAGCGACAGCAAGAGAGGCGCCGGUUUCAUCCUCAUGAACUUUGUGGGUCAAUGCGGUCCCCUGGUUGGCACUCACAUAUUCCCAAAAUCCGAGGCUCCUCACUAUCGCAAAGGGUUCAUCAUCUCGCUGAGCUUUUGCUUCUUUGCUGCCACACUGGCCCUGCUACAAGUUGCCUGGCUAGCCCAUCUCAACAGGAAGCUCGAUGCUCUCCACGGACCAGUUCGCCAGGAUAUCGACACGGAAGAUGAGAUCGGAGAGGAGACUGAUGCCAGCACAAAUUUCAGAUACAUGUGA
This is a messenger RNA of Exophiala viscosa, 1476 nucleotides long. Its product is annotated as putative MFS transporter. The record is from RefSeq and is a predicted model, not a curated record. Gene Ontology annotation, biological process: transmembrane transport. Lineage: Eukaryota; Fungi; Ascomycota; Eurotiomycetes; Chaetothyriales; Herpotrichiellaceae. The coding region runs from base 1 to 1476 and encodes 491 amino acids. Gene Ontology annotation, molecular function: transmembrane transporter activity. Gene Ontology annotation, cellular component: membrane. The transcript is spliced from 3 exons.